AUGAUAUAUAUUGAAUGCCAACUUUGUAANUGGAUAUUUUGAUUAAUUAGAGACAUCUUAACUUUUUGAUUAUCUAAAUGAAAUUUCAGUAAGAUAUAUUUAAUUCGAAUAUAAUUUGAUUUAAGGUCAAAAUGAACCAUGUCGAUUAAAAAAUAAAUAAAUUUUCUCUAAAAUAGCUUAAUAUGUUUUUUCCAUAUAAUAAAUUGAUAUUAAAUUUAAAGGAAUAUUAUUAUAAUCCACCAAUUCAAUAAACUUAUCUAUCAUCCCUUAAUUAAAAAUUAGUAACUUUACAACAAUAAGUUUUGAAAACAUAAAUUUUUAUUUUGAAGACAAUGAAAAUUACUUUAACAGAAACUCUUUUAUUUUUAUUGAUAAUUUGAAAAAUAAAAUGACCUUGAAUCUAAUAGAUUGUAAAUUAGAAAGUGAAAGUGCUUUAAAAACUGAUCAAAUCUUCAAAAUUAAUUCAAAUAUUCCUUAUUCCUUAUACAUAACAAACCUUCUAAUUAGCAAUAUAAAACUACAUUAAUCUGAUAUUUUUUCUUUUAUAUCCUUAAACAAUCUUUCUUAAAAUUAAAUUCAAAUAUCCAAUAUGACAAUUAGAAAUUGCAUUUUUACAAAUUCAACAUUAUUCAAAUUCUAAGCAAAUAUUAAUCAUCUUCAAUAUUAAUCCAGAUUAACAAAUAUUAGUAUCUUUGAUACUACAUUUAUUUUUUCAAACUUCUUCAUUUGUAAUGGUUUAUUUGAUUAUACUGUAGGAACUUUACAAAUUCAUUAAAUAUCUUUGCAUAAUGUUAAAAUUUUGCAAAAUUCAAACAUUUUUUGGAUUUCAGUUAUUGAAUCAGCAAAAAUUAAAUCGUUAAGUUUAACAAAUUCUCACCUUUAAAAUAACUCAAUAUUGUAUUCAAGUAAUGUGAUAAAUUUAUAAGAUUUUAUUGUAAACCAAACACUUAUAGAGUCUAGUAGUUUAAUACAUAAUAAAGUUGAAUAUUCAAAAUCUUAAUUAGCCUUAAAUUAAUCUUAAAAUAUCCUAGUAAAGAAUUUAUAAGUUUUAAAUACUCAUUAUAAUAACAAAUAGUAAAUCAUAAGUAUUGUUAAAUAUAAUGAAAUAGAUUAGUUAAUGUUUAAUAUAACUAAUUUGAUAAUUUAAAAUUGUAUAUCUAACAAAAAACUAUAAAAUACUUAGGUAUCUUUUGAUUAAGUAAUGAUAUAUAUUGAAUGCCAACUUUGUAAUCUAUAAGAUAUAAAUAUAUAGAGAGGAUAUGGAUUUCCUGAAAUGGCCAUACUUAAUUCAGACAGUUUAGAAAUAAGAAAUUUUUAAUUUUUCUCAAGAUUAAAAAUAUUUUUCAAAUGUCUUACAUUCAAAUAUUGAUUGUGUAUCAUAAUUUGCUAUCAUGGAACUAUAUUUCUUUUUAUAUGUGGGUUAAUAUAAAAAUAUUAUUAUUGAUAAUUUAAAUGUUUCAAACUGUUUAAGUUUCAAUACUCCAUUUAUUAUUUUUAAAGGGUAUGAUUUAAUGUAGAAAAUUGUAGAAGAAACAAUUUAUGUGCAAGAUUCUUAGUUUAAUUCAAAUUUAUUAAUAAUCUCAACAAGGAAUAAAAAUACUGCUUUAAUUUUUUUAGAAUCAAAAUAAAAGGGUCUUAUAACAUUUAUUAAUACAAAGUUUUCCUAUAACCAUUUAAAUCAAUAUUAUUAAGCUUUGCCUUAGAUUUCUUCUACUACAUUAUUGUUAUCUUUAAAGUAUGGAAAUGUUAUUUUAUAAGGUUGUUAAUUUAAUUAAAAUUUGGUAACAAACUCAACAGAUUCAAUAUUAUAUAUUGAUUCAGAAUAGUUAUAUGUUAAGGAUUCUAAUUUUACAAACAACAACAUAAUGAAUUACACUUUAUUGAGUAGAUAUACUAUAUUAUCAAGUGCUUAAGAUAUAUCUGUUAUUAACUUUAAAUUUAUAUUUCCAAUUAAAUCUAAUAGUGGGAAUGGUAUGAUAAUUUCUAAUUUAAUAGCAAUUCAAAAUAUCAAAGUAGAUUCUUCUUUUUCUAUAUUUGGAGGAGGUUUUUAUAUAAUUGCAACUGGUAUAAGUAUUAUUAAUAUUACUAAUUCUGAAUUUUCAAAUACUAGAACCACUCUAUCUUCAUUAUAUUUUUCAAAAGGUGGUUGUUUUUAUAUUGAUGCUGUUUCAGCUGAAUUAACUCUUAAGAUUAAGAAUGUUACAUUUGAUACAUCUUUUAGUAGAUAUGAUGGAGGUGCAAUUUAUAUUAUUCCAUCUGAAGUUUCUAAUAUAAUUGAAUUUGAUUAAUUGAUUGUUAAGGAUUGCUUUUCAAUUUAUAAUUAAUUUUUUUCAUAUGUUCUUUUAAAAAAAGAAACUGUUAAAUCUUAAAUUGUUUUUAAAAAUAUUUAUUUCUAUUCUACAAAAGAAGGACUGGAAAAUUAUUAUUCAUAUUUAGAUGAUAUAACUGAUGAUGAUGUAUUCAAUAUUAUUAAAUCUAAUCCUUUAGUUUAUGUUGAAUUUGGAAACGUUAGUAUUUAUAAUUGUAGUUUUUAAUCUAUUUAUAUGUAAUUUUUAGUAAAAAUUGUACAAGCAUAAUAAAUUUUGUUAUCAAAUAUUAAGAUUAUUAAUUGCACUGUAGGAUUUUCUCCUCUGAUCCAAUUAAAUUUAAGAUAAUGUAAUUAUAUAUAAAUAUAUAGUAAUAUUCAUAGUACAUGAUGCCAAUUUAUAAAUAUUCAAUCUUUAAAUAAUUUAAGUUUAUCAAAUUAUAAAGACUGAAGAGAGAUUAUGCUUAAUAAUUAAUACAGCAAUUCCCUUUUCUUUAAAUUGUCCUCUCAAAAUUACUUAAAUAAAGACUUAAAUUACAGAUAAUAUUGAUAAUUAAUAAAAUUUAAAUCAAUUAAUAUGUAAUCAAGCUAAAAUUUUGAAAAAUCAAUCUUUCACUUUUGGUUUAAUUGAAAUAGAAUUGAUUAAUAUAAGACAUAAGCUAUUAAUUGAAAAAAUGGAUAUUUAAAAUGUUUAAUGUCCUAAAUGCUUAUUUGGUUUGAUAAAAAUUUUUGAUAUCUAACAAUAAGAUAAAUAAAACAUUAAAUUUUCAUAAAUUAUAAUUACAAACAGUGAAUGUGGUAGGACUGGAUGUCUUUCAAUUGUUAAAAAUACAAAUGAGUUUAUUAUUUAAGAUCCUACAAUAAAUUAUCGAAUAUUGUAAUAACACAAUUAUGAAAAUCUUUUGGAUAACAUGAAAUAUUAAAUGAUCAUCGAAAAAAGUAAAUUUAUGAAUAAUACUGCAUAAUAUGGUGGUUCACUUUUAAUAAUUAGGGUUAAUACUAUUAUAAAGGAUUGCAUUUUAAAAAAUAAUUUAGCAGAUAUUGGAGGAGCUAUUUAUUACUAAUCUGAGAAUGAAGAAAUAUAUAUUUUGGAUUCAAAAAUAAUAGAGAAUAAAGCUAAGAUUGCAGGAGGUUUGUAUUUAAAUUAUUAAUCACUUUAAUUAACUAAAUAAUUAGAUUUAUACUUGGAUGAUAAUAAUUCAACUUUAUAUGGAUCGAAUGCUUUGGAUAAACCUAGAUCAUUAACAUUAUCAGUUAAUAUUUAUCAAAUGUUACUAGAGAAGAAAAAUAUAAAAAAUAUAGAUAAUUAAAUAGUUGAACAAAUAAUUAUUAAUCCAUAUAAGACUUUAGGUUCUGAAUCUGAAAAUUCUUAAUUGAUAUUGCCUUCUGGAAUAAGAAUAGCCAGUUACAGGUAUUUUGAUCCUAUACAAUCAGAAUUUAUUCCUUAUAAUCUUAAAUUCAGAAUUAUUGCUUUAGAUAAUUUUUAAGAAUAAAUUAUGGGUUUAUAAGGUUCUACUUGCAAUUUACAGCCAAAAGCAUUUAAUUUAAGUUCAUAAAAAGAAGAAUAUGAUAUUUAAUUUAGUUUAUCUUAAUAUGAUGUCUAAUUUGAUGAAUAAAGUGGUGAUUAUAAUUUAGAUAAUCUAAUCAUUUAUUUCAAUCCUAAUUAUGAUUAAGAUUUAGUUCUUCGAUUAUAAAUAUAAUGUAGCAGUGUUUCUGUUCCAUUAUAUGAAAAUAGUGCACCUUUUUAAAUAUAUGAUUAUAUCACAAAUUAUACAUUAUAGGUUGAUAUUCGAACAUUCCCUUGUCAAUUAGGUGAAUUCUUAAAUCAAACUUCUGGUGGAUGUGUUCUUUGUGAUAAAUUUUAGAAUUAAUACUAAGUAUCUUAGACAGCUUAAAAUUGUAGUUAUAAAGACGAUACUAAAAUAAAAUCAGUGGAAUCAAGUAUGAUAGAAUUAAGAGAGCAUUAUUGGAGAGCAUAUUAUUAUAGUUAAAAUAUUGAAUAUUGUUAUCAUUUAAAAGAGAAUUGUUAAGGAGGUUGGAGAUCAGGAGAUUAAUCAUGUAUAUUAGGACAUAUAGGAGCAUUAUGUGAAUAGUGUGAUUUAUAUAAUUCUAGAGGAAGUGGAUCUUAUUCUAUAAGUUCAACCUAUAAAUGUGGAAGUUGUGAUGAAAUAGCUUAUUAUGUUAUUACAAUAAUAUUUGUAAGUAUUUGGACUUUGAUUUCAACAUUAAUGUCAGUAAGUAGUACAAAAUUAAUUAUUGAAGAAUUUGUUAAAGGUUUAAGUUUAAAGGCCUUUGGAGUAAGAAUAGCAAUAAAAGAAGCUCAAACUGCUAUUCUUAUUAAAGUAUUCACAAAUUAUCUUUAAAUUAUCUCUACGAUUUCUACAUUUUAAUUGUAAGUUCCAGUAGGAUUAGCUUCAGUUAUUAAUAGUGUUGGUAAUCCUAUUGAGUCACUUGCUUAUUCAUUAGAUUGCUUCUUAGUUAAUAUUACUAAUAUAUUAAUAAUAUAUUUUCGAAUUAUUUGGAGUUUAGUUAUAACUUCAAGUUAUAUAGUUAUUAUUUUUAGUUUUGUUGGAAUUGCAACUAUUACUAAAAUAAUAAAAUUCAACUUUUCUUUUAUUUCGACAUCUUUGAUAUAUUUAUUCAUAUUUUUGUAACCAAAUUUGAUAGGAAUUAUAAUUUCACUAUUAUCUUAUAGAAGUAUUUCAAAUGAAUAAUGGAUUUAAGGCAAUGUAGCUUAUAGAUAUGAUACAGUUUAACAUGCUAAAUGGGCAAUCACAUUUUGUUUUCCUUUACUUAUCACUUUUGGUUUCAUAAUUCCUUGUUUUUUGUGGUAUGGAGUUUAUAACAAUAAACAUCAUCUUGAUUUUUCAUAAGUUAGAAAAAAAUGGGGAUAUUUAUAUAAUGAAUAUAGGAUUCAUGCCUAUUUUUGGGAAACACUCAAGAUAAUGCAAAAAGAAAUCAUUAUUAUUGUUUUGGCUUAUUAUGAUGAUCUUGUACCUCUUAAAGCAUCUUUAGUAUUCCUUGUUUUAUUUUGUUAUAGUUUUAUAGCAAUUAAAAAAAAACCAUAUAUGACUGGAUAAUUAAAUUUAAUUGAUACAUAAUCUACAGUUAUUUGUGCUAUAUCUAUUAUUUUGGCUAGUUCAAUCUAUACAGCACAAUAAUAAUAAUUACAUGAAAUUGUAUGGCCUUUUUAUAUUAUAAUUGCUUUUCUUAAUGGUUUUUAUAUACUUAGAAUGAUUAUAUCAAUUCUAUUUGCAUAUUUCUACAAACUUCAUGAUAAAAUAGACAUUAUAAAAGAACUAAUAUCAAAAUAAUUCCCUACUGCUGUGAAAUCUCAUCCUUGUUUUAGACAUUUCUUUGAGACACACAAAAAUUAAUAAGCUAGAAUUAAAUUAAAAUUUGCAAAAUUGAGAGAAUAUUUAUUACCUUAAGCUCGUUUAAUUAUAGAUCUUAAAAAGUAUAAUUUAUUAAUAUUAAAUUAGAUUAAAAAGAUUAGAAACAUCUUCAAAAAAUAUUAUUUUGAAAAGAAGUAAUAAAAAUAAAAAAGAAACUGAAUAAUAAUAAUUUUCUGCAGAAAUCUUUAGUGCCAAUAGUCCUAACCUUCUAUAAUAGAAUUAAAUCAAAAAAAAUGAAUUCUCUUUUCCAAGUUCUAUAAGAGAAUAAUAAUCAUUUUUUAUUUAGUUCUAAAGAGAUGAUAAAAAAUAAUACUAACACCCUGAGAAUUACAAGCGAAAAAAUGUUUGA
This is a messenger RNA of Paramecium sonneborni, 6049 nucleotides long. The record is from the annotation of a GenBank genome assembly. Lineage: Eukaryota; Ciliophora; Oligohymenophorea; Peniculida; Parameciidae.